UGUACUCAAACAGUUUAGCCUCCCGGGCUCAUUUUAAAAUUCAUAACCAGUUCUUAACCAUGACGUCAUUGAUAUGAAUAGAAUACGUUGGGUUAUGAAUUGGCUGACCUUGAAUUAGAACCAUCCUCAAAAGAAUUUGCUUAAUGUAGUCAACUUAACGCUGAGAAGAAUACGUCGUGUCAAGAUAUUUGCUGGUUGAGAUAUCAGUCAAAAUUAUGCUGAAGAGAAGUUAGACACAUUUGAACAAUGAAUUUAUUGAGGAGGAAGAGAAAGUGGAUGGGCCUAUAUAGGCCAGGCGCUGGAUGGAAUUGAGUGGGCCAGAUAUGAGCGGACUCCUGUGCCUCCUGUGGCUGUGCCUAAGCCUGAACCAGAGCACAGCAGCACUGGCACUUCCAUACAACUUCAACUCCACAGAGUUAAUGAAAUGCUCUUAUGGAGAAAGGGGAUCUCUCACGGCCACCUGUGUCAACGCUAAUGCCAGUUACUUUAAAAUGACCCCGUACAGAUUCGACCAGUUGGAUGAGACCUUGGUCUGUUCAUCUUGCAAUCUCAAGACCUUAGAAAGUGGAACUUUCGAUAUAUCCGGCAACCAAAUCAAGAACCUGCAGUUGAGUUACAGUAAAAUAGAGUUAUUGAAGCAAAAAGCUUUUGUGGGGCUGAUUUUUCUGAAGAAUCUGAAUAUGUCGCACAACUCCAUUACAUCUGUGUACCCAGGUACCUUUACGGGUGUCAAGAAGAUUGAAUCAAUCGAUUUAUCGUACAAUAACAUUACAGUUUUGUCCGACGACGGAUUUUUGGAACUAAUAAACUUGAAAGAACUCAACUUGGCAUACAAUAGCAUCAAGACUAUAUCAAGCAAGGCUUUUAAUGGCUUGGGGAACUUAGUGUUACUCAACCUUGAGAGAAACAAUAUAACAGAAGUUUCGGAUGUGUUGUCCAAGCUCAUUAACCUUCAAGUCUUAAAUCUCAGGGACAAUCAAAUUCUUAAACUGCAAGGCUCGGAAUUUACUAACUUGCUCUCCUUACUUCUACUGGACUUAUCUUUCAACAAGCUCGAUACUCCCGUUAUUGAGUUUUAUCCUAAUAACUCUCUCAAAUCCUUAUACAUAACAAAUAAUUACAUACGAAGCCCGUCUCUUGGAUUCCUCAACGGCCUCCACAACUUAGAAACCUUGGAUCUAAGCUACAAUACCAUCGUUGAGAUCCAAAAAGCGACUCUUCUAGGUCUAUACCAUCUACGAUUCCUGAACAUCAGUUACAACCGAAUCACUACAUUUCAGACAGGAGUGUUCACAGGUCUCCCUUACCUCGAGUUGCUGAACAUGUCUCAUAAUGCAAUAAGUUACGGAGAAAUUACUGGAGUAUUUUCCUUGCACAGCUUAUUCGCACUAGAUCUCUCGCACAAUAAAAUACCUCGCUUGGAUUACGAAGCUUUGAUAAGCAGGCUACCGAGAUUGUCUUACCUCAGGCUAGAAGGAAACCCACUACCUUGUGACCUUGAAGAAGAAAUGAACACAUACUUUGAGGCUGAUAACUUCAAGUUUGUUCUUCACGAUCCAUAUAAUAACACUAAGUCAUGUGUCCUGGAACCUACGAAGCAUUCAGAAAAGGUCAUUAAAGAAACUGUUCCAGAGCUUGAUGAAAAUCGUAGUGCUGGGAUGAGUGGUGGUGAAGUGGCAGCAGUUAUAUUGUUGUGUUUAGCAUAUCUUUGUUUGGGUUUGUUGUUCUACGUACAGUAUCGUACGUUUCGAGAGAGUAGAAAUCAAGGACCUCAUAGAGCGACGUCAUCGGUCAACCUUAUUUCUGCUGAAGACGGAAGACCUGGAGAUGAAUAUCUUAGAGAAUAAGGACUUGUGUAGUGCGUAGUUUGAAACUUACAGUGGUUCUAGCUUGCUUCAAAAAUACGCAUCCGAUUUAAGUAUUUUUGUUAACUUUUAGAGAUCAAAUGUCACAAAAAGAAGUGACUUAUUGACCAGUUGUUAACAAUUUCAUUUGUAGAUACAACCUGCUGACUGAUAUUCCAAAGGGACGACUGUGAUUCCAGGAUAUAGAAUUUAUCAAUCAUAAUAACGAUUGCGUGUGGAGAAUGUAGAGCCUAUUACAAGUUAUUCCUCACACAUUUAUCUGCGUCCCAAUUGGAUUGAAAAAUUUUUACGAGUCACCAAUGGCAAAAUUCAGUGUUCCCCAAAGAUGGGCUAUGAUUCUUUGGAACAUUCUAAGAUUUUUGAAGUACCGCCUUGAUUCGAAGAUGCAGAGCGAAUAAAAAAUUCACAAUGAUUUUAACUUAUAUUUGCAAAAGCCACUUGCAAAGUAGCUUGAUCUACAAAACUCUUCAAAACUAUCUUCGAGUAACAUAUGAGGAUCCUCAAGUCUGGCAAACCUUUCAAUACGUCAGGGUCAUUUCUUAUUAUUUAAAAUUUAACGAUUUGUCAUAAUCAAUCACCAUAUCAUCCUCUGGCAUUAUGUAAAAUUGUAAGAAUAACCUGGGGCGGUCGUAUAGGAAGUAACUCGAACUAUCCAAUGCCCGACCCAAGUUUUUCUCUGCCUAAUGUAACUCAACAGAACAUACCUUGGUGUAUUUAAAAGCAUUUAACAGUUUACGAUGAAGAUAUUGGAAUCGUAAGCUCUAGUUGAAUAUAACUAAAGGUCUUAACAUCCUUUAUAUAUUAAGAAGUUUUACGGGAUUUUUGUUGGUAAAUUAUAUUACAUUCGAAAAUAAAUAGUCUUUUUCUGUGUGUUUUAGUAAUCGUUGAGUGUCCCAAAAAUCUUAAAGUAGUCCAAAGAAGCGAUCCUUGAAUAUUUUCCCAAUGUUUGACAUACAGUGUAGGCGAGAGUAUUUACAAUAUGAUAGUAUCCUGUACAGGCUCAAAUAUUUCAUGUAAAAAAGCUUGUAUCUCAGAAAUAAUUGAAUGGAUUUACAUCAGUAGGUUAAUUAAAAAAUUUUGUACAGGUGAACCUUCAACUACGCUGCUGCACUUUUUAAACAAUUCAUGUUUGUGAGCUUUAUGGCUGUAAUGUAAUGACUAGACGAUUGUAAAUAACUUAUUAAUAAAAUAUACUGUUUUUACUCUUGUAAUGCUUACUUAAACAGAACUGUGUAGUAUGUGUAGGAAAAUAAGGCUAUAUUGUGGAACAUGGCGUUCCUUAAUGAUGUACUAUAGUAUUCACGAUGUGAUUCUUCAGUGCAUUUCAUGACGAAAAGAUCAUAAGGCGAGCGUUCAAGAGAUUAUUUAUUAUAUCUAAAAAUAUUUGCCAUUGCUGUGGGUAAAUUAGAUUUACUGGCCUCAAAAUAUAACGCGAAGAGUGAAUCACAAAAAUUGAAUUCCACGUGAGACCGACAUUUCGUUCUCUCCUUAGGAUUAAAUACCCCUGAAAUGUUUCAGCAUCAAGAUCCUUUACCAAUGAAACAAUACAUACUCUUAUACAAACUGCAUAAAUAUUCUAUUAUACUAAUCUUUUCAUUCAAUUUGCGCCUACAUUUUUGAU
Molecule: messenger RNA, 3486 nt
Organism: Acanthoscelides obtectus
Lineage: Eukaryota; Metazoa; Arthropoda; Insecta; Coleoptera; Chrysomelidae
Source: the annotation of a GenBank genome assembly